UUACCAUCCGAUAAUACAAAUUCUUCGAAGCCAGUUUUGCAACGCCCAAUCGAUCUUCAUUUUCUCUUCAAAAAAAUGGGAGGUGGAGGAGAGCAUUCUCAUGGUGGAGAUUUUAGGACUAAGGUAUGGAGUAUGAGUGGCGGGCCUUACUGUAGACCCCUUCAUUGGAAGCGAAAUACCGCUCUUGCCCUUGCCGGUAUCGUACUUGUAUGCAUUCCUGUUGCCUUGAAAUCUGCCGAGCUUGAGCAAAGGCCACAUCUUCCAGUCCGCCCCAUUCCUUCUCAGCUCUGGUGCAAGAAUUUUGGAACAAAAGACUACUAGUCUUGUUUGUAAAGCAAAUAGUAGUUUGCUGUGCGGGUGUUGCCAGUAUUUGGAUUCUGAAGUGCAUUUCAUGGUUACUUUUUAUUCGAAACAGUGACAUUAUAAUGACGAUGUUCCAUUAAAUAAACAUGACACUUUACUGCAUGCUUUUUUACAAAUGAUUAAAGCCUGCCAGAGCAAUUUUUCA
This is a messenger RNA of Lycium ferocissimum, 508 nucleotides long. RefSeq lists its product as uncharacterized. The transcript has 2 exons. NCBI's taxonomy places the organism in Eukaryota, Viridiplantae, Streptophyta, Magnoliopsida, Solanales, Solanaceae. The record is from RefSeq and is a predicted model, not a curated record. Bases 76 to 321 code for a protein of 81 amino acids.